Molecule: messenger RNA, 1292 nt
Organism: Aegilops tauschii subsp. strangulata
Lineage: Eukaryota; Viridiplantae; Streptophyta; Magnoliopsida; Poales; Poaceae
Source: RefSeq, a predicted model, not a curated record
GCGAAGGAUCCGACCAUGGUGACGAUCAUCAACACCACGGAGGACGAGCCGAUGCUGGCGGUGGUGCGCUCCACGGUGGAGCUCGCCUGGGCCGACGUGGGCGCCGAGGUCACCGACCCGGAGGUGGCCCGCCUCUGCGCCGAGGCGCAGCAGCACGUCCUCGCCGGCCGCUGGCUCGACAUGGCUGCCCUCAUGCUCGCCUCCGUCGACCUCCUCCUCCUCGCCACACGCCUCUCCGACAAAGAUCUCGAGUGCUCCCUCACCGUGAUCUGCAACCUCGUCACCAAGGCCGGAUCCGAGGACGAGGCGCUGGAGAUCGCCAGGCUCAUCUGCGCCAAGCUCACCCACCAGCCGGGUGAGAAGCCCACGCUGCGCAUCAAAGUCCUGUUCAGCCUGUACAACCUACUGCCGAGCCUCUCCGGCAAGGCCUUGGUCUACAGGAAGGCGCUCGAGCUCGCCGCCGCCGGGAAGACCGCCGACUGCGUCGUGCCCACCUUCAAGAACAUCGACGCCUUUGUCGCCUACUGGGGCAUCGGCAAGCCGGAGCAGAGGGACCUGUUCCUUGCCGUCACCAGGAUUCUUAAAGACCAGAAGGGGUGCGGCACGCAUUGCCCUUUGCUUCCAAGUCCCUUGCAUUUUUUAACCAACAUGGCAAGAUUGUAUAUUGAUGCAACCCAUUCUUGUUAUAAUGAUCGUCAACAUGACCAAGGAGUACUUCAAGUUUCUGAACAAGUACCUGGCUACAUUCGAUGGUUCGUCUGAUGAGGCCGACGCAAUUGGUGCAGCGAAGGAAGAAGCUGCUGCAGCAAUCAUUGAGUUUGUCAAGUCAUCUGACCUCUAUCAGCCGGCAUACUGCGAGGGUCUUCAGGAUGCCACAAUGGCAGAGUCUACGUUCAAAGCUUGGAGUGUGGAGGGGAAACAUUGCAAAUGCUAUCAACACGAUCCAAGCUAACAAGGUGACUGAAGAUGGCGGGCAGGGGAUGCAAGGAUUGAUGAUCCGCUGAUCGGAGGAAGUCCCUAAAUUGAGAUUAUAGCCUGAGAGAUUAGAUGAGCAAUCCUUUUGUAUUAGGUAUCUUGUAAUCCGAAAUACUUCUACCCCGUGACCAUGCUUGGCUAGAUCCUGGUUGCAAUGGCAUGCUAAGCAAUCUCAUGUUGCAUGAAUUUUGUAGACAAAAGCCAUGCUUGAAGUCAGCAGUUACUUGUUACAGAAUUGCGAUUGUUCAUACUGGAUGCCUGUUUUAUCAUGAUGAUUGUUGUUUUCCAAGGUUUGGCUUUGGGGUUAUUGAGAAUUU